Messenger RNA from Lodderomyces pseudojiufengensis, 1569 nucleotides. RefSeq lists its product as uncharacterized. The transcript has a single exon. NCBI's taxonomy places the organism in Eukaryota, Fungi, Ascomycota, Pichiomycetes, Serinales, Debaryomycetaceae. The coding region runs from base 1 to 1569 and encodes 522 amino acids. The record is from RefSeq and is a predicted model, not a curated record.
AUGGAGAAAUUAAUAUAUUUUUCAAUUGAAGUUUUGGAGAUUAUAUUUCAACAAAUAAAUCAUCACAUGGCUUUGUCCUUGAUGCCAUUGCAUUCCAAAUUUUAUGAGAUUGGCAAAAAAAAGUUAUACAAAAAUAUCCAUAUUUACCACAAAGAUAAACUAAUAGAAACUAGCCGUCGUGAAACAAAUGGUGAAACACACAUAGAAGGCUACGAGUGGAGAGCCCAUAAAGACAUUUUGAAUGACUUUACCAAAAAGUUUACCGUCAUUUCAUCAUACAAUUUUUAUCGUAACAUCAUUAGAAAAAAAAUGAUCAGAAAUCAACACAUUCAACAUCUCAGUAUUGAAAAAGUUCACCCUGUGGAAUAUACUGGAUACAUGUCAUAUAAAGAUAGAAAAAAGGUGCCAGCUCUCUUGAAGGAAGCUUUUAGAUAUUUUAAACAUAUAGAUUAUGUUAGUUUUGCUUUUUUAAACAAUCAAAUUAAUAUGAACAACGAAAAUUGUUUUAACGAUGUAUUGAAAAGUUUAGAUUUUUUGAUUCCAAAUUAUAUUCCCGGCUUUUAUGGACAUACAUUGUUUUUGGAAAAAAAUAAUCAAGGGUCAUUUGAUUUCUUGUAUGAUAAUCUCAAAAGUUUGAAGUUUUUAUUUUCGGGAUCAAACGUAAGAGAGUAUGAGGAUGAAGAGAAUUUAUCAGAAAGUAUCGAAUUGUUCAACAAGGUCAACUUAUUCAAAAACCUUGAAGAAUUACAUUUAAAAUUCGAGUCUCUUAUUGAUUUAACAGAUUCACUGUUGCUUGCAAAAUUGAACAAAAUAAAAUGCAAAUUGAAAAAACUUGAUUUGGUCUUCUGGGGUAAAAUCAGAUCUUUAGAAGACACUUGGAAUAGAGGCUGGAAACCACCUAAGCCAGAACCUAAAAAAUGGUUGUUUACUUUGAAGAAUUUUUUUGAUACAGAUGAAAUAAAUUCAUUAUCAUUAAAUUACAAUAAUAGCAGUAGAUCUCACGGAGAUGAAUUGUUUUGUCAAAAAUUCGAGUUCAAUGAAAUAUUAACCAAUGCCAACUUAUCAAAUUUGAGAAAUUUAGUUUUAUUUUCACAUUCUUUAGAUUUGGAUUCAAUUACAAUAAAAAACUUACACAAAUUGAUACUAUGUACUGAUAUUGCUAACGAUGAGUAUGCCACUGAAAUUGCCAAACUUUAUCUAGAGAACCCAGCCUUAAAAGUAUGUUGGUGGCCACGAUUUAUGAGUCUGUCUUCUGAUGCUAUAUUUUUUAAUUCUGAGAAUUUGCGAUUAUACAGUCCAGAUUAUUUUAAAAUUAUAUCUUGUCAGUGGCCAUCGUACUUUUUCAAAAAUAAAAUUAUCUCGAUUGAAAAGGGAACGUUAACUUCGCAUGAGCAAGAUAAUAAAAAUUUAAGAAAGCUAGAUAUAAUUUUGAAAACCGAAUAUUCAAUCGAAGAACUUUAUGGCAUGGACCUUUUCGAUACAUCACAAAUUGACAAUCGUACUUUAAAAGUUUUGUUGGGACAUGAGAAAUUUUUGGAGUCUUGUAGAAUUUAUCAUUUUAAUCGUUAG